This is a messenger RNA of Stegostoma tigrinum, 6905 nucleotides long. Its product is annotated as partitioning defective 6 homolog gamma. The record is from RefSeq and is a predicted model, not a curated record. Gene Ontology annotation, cellular component: nucleus; cell cortex; apical plasma membrane. Gene Ontology annotation, molecular function: protein kinase C binding. Bases 179 to 1315 code for a protein of 378 amino acids. NCBI's taxonomy places the organism in Eukaryota, Metazoa, Chordata, Chondrichthyes, Orectolobiformes, Stegostomatidae. Gene Ontology annotation, biological process: establishment or maintenance of cell polarity; regulation of cellular localization; centrosome cycle. The transcript has 3 exons.
GGUGCUUGCUUGCGAGAUUGAGUCCGUUCGACAACAAUCGGAGGAAGACUCGUUAAUGGUCUGAUCUUCUCGGAACACUUUCGAAUUCCAAUUGGAACGACGCAGGGAGCAGCUCGUGCCGGGAUUCGGCGCCGCGAGUUCCCAUCGCAGAGAAAGAGAAAAACUACUAGCAGGGAGAAUGAACAGAAGUUACAAGCCCACCACGCUGAAGUGUUUGGAUAGGGUGGCGGUGGAAGUGAAGAGUAAGUUUGGGGCAGAAUUUCGAAGAUUUUCCUUAAGCCGCUAUAAACCUGGAAAAUUUGAUGAAUUCUACAAUCUGAUCAUUCAUAUGCAUAACAUUUCGAACAUGGAUAUAUUAAUUGGAUAUGCUGAUGUCCAUGGUGACCUGCUGCCAAUCAACAAUGAUGACAACUUCUGCAAAGCCAUUUCCAUGGCAAACCCAUUGCUAAGGAUUUUUGUACAACGAAAAGAAGAGGUUGACUACAAUCUCUUUGGCACAGAUUCAUUGACGCGAAAGAAAAAGCCUUUGGGAGGUCUCCGUAAUGAUACCCUCCGAAAACGAGUUCAACUCAGCAUUAGUAUUCCUCAAGACUUCAGGCCUGUUUCUUCAAUCAUUGAUGUAGAUAUUCUGCCUGAAACUCACCGGAGGGUCCGAUUAUACAAGCAUGGAUGUGAAAAACCUUUGGGGUUCUACAUUCGAGAUGGCACAAGUGUGAGAGUGACAGCUCAUGGACUAGAAAAAGUUCCAGGUAUCUUCAUCUCACGGCUUGUACCUGGUGGUUUAGCUGAAAGUACAGGCCUCCUUGCUGUUAAUGAUGAAGUCCUCGAGGUGAACGGGAUUGAGGUGAUGGGUAAAACACUUGAUCAAGUUACAGACAUGAUGAUUGCCAACAGUCACAACCUUAUUAUUACAGUAAAGCCAGUGAACCAGAGGAACAAUGUCAACCGCAGCAGUCGUAUGUCUGGUAGCUCUGGCCAUUCCAAUGACAGUACAACCAGUCAUCAUAGUCUGCCCUCUGCUCAUAUCGUGCAGAACUAUAAUCCUGAAGAUGAAAGUGAUGAGGAGGCUGACAUCAUUAUUGAAGGUUGUAGUGAACCACAGAGCAUUCUGUUUAAAUCACCAUCUUCCUCGUUCACCAGUUCUCAAAAUAACCUGAGUCAGAGACGGCAGAAGGAGCUGCCACUGAAUGGCUCCAUUAGAAAAAGUAAUGGAAGUAUAUAUAAAACAUUGAGUGCAAUCAAAGCUGAGGCAAGACAUAGCCUAGCUUUCAGUAGAGGAGGCAUUGAAGAGGAUGGAACAGUGAUUACACUUUGAAAUUUUGGUCUGGAUUGAUGUAAAGUGCCAGCAGAGAAGCUCAAACAAUAGAGAUGUGUUGUUUUUUUUUAAAUCGCAAACAUAUUUUGGGAACAUUUCCCUUGUUUACUGGAAUUCCGUACCUUGCAGGAUGUUCUUUUGAUUGCCUUUGUUGAGGCUAAAACUAUUAUUCAGAUAUAAUUAGUAAGUGGAUUUAAGCAUAGAAGCUUAUUUUAAAUGAUAGGAAAGCCUUUAACAAACUGUGUAUCAAAAGUAUGACACCAAAUUACCUUUAAACAAAAUCAUGGCGAUAACCUGUGAGCAAAAAUGAUUGUGUUGUGUAGCACCACUUGCUUGGAUGUAUUUGUUGCAAUAAUUAUGGAAGACAAAUUUACUUAUCUUAGAUUCUUCAAGUAUCAGCCUGGUCCAGGACUUGGCAGCUGUUUAUCAAUGCAUAACCAAUGAAUUCUAGAUUGUUUAAAAUAAUUUUAAAUAGAUGAUGUAACACUAGAAACUAAGAAUUGGAGAAUUAUCUACUUUAGUUUAGAAUUUGCCAACACAUCCAAUCCCAUAUGCAAUCGCCCAUGUUUGUAUGUUUUAUUGUUUGACUGUUUGGAAUUUAGAUGCUGAAGAUAUUGAGAAUACAUGUAUAGUACAUCUUUAGAAAAACCCUUUUGGAGCUGAAAAUAAUAUUGCUUUAUCAGCAAAUUAGAAACCAUGGCUGUUGGCAGUUUGUGACAAUUAAUAGGUAUUUAAAAGUAAUGCACACAGUGGUAGUAAUGCGAUCAAAUUAACUGAAAUUUGUAGUACAGUUGAAGACCAUUUGUUCCAUCCAGCCUAAUUCUUGAUCUAUAAACCUUAGAGAUUUCAGUGAUUGAACUGCAUAUCUAAGUAUUUUUUAAAUGUUAUGUUCUCAAACCACCUUUUUAAGACACUUCCUGAUCAAUCUCUUGAUGAAAUCAUUUCUCUUCAAUUUUAUUUUUGAAUAACUCAUGAGACAUGGGCAUUGCUGGCUGGACCAGAAUUUAGUGCCUGUCCUUAGUUGCCCAUGAGAAGGUGGUGAGCUGCCUCCUUGAAGUCCUUGUGUCUGUGAAGAAUUCUGUCUAAACCUUGCAUCUCAUAAUAAAUCUAACCCUCCCCAGAAUAUGGACUUGUCAACAAAAGGGAAUAGGUCUUUCCUAACCACUGUAUCCAGGUUCUUCGUAAUUUUAUGCUCUGUAAGUAGGUCUCUCUUUGGCCACCUCUUUUCCAAAGGAAACAACUCUCGCCAAUCCAAUCUUCCCUCAUAACUAAAAUUCUCCAAACCAGGCAAUAUCCUUGCGUAUUUUCUUUAUACCCUUUUGAAUGCAAUCAUAUUUUUCUUCUGAUGUGGUGUCAAGAACAGCAUGACGUACCCCAGCUGUGGCUUAAACCUGCAUUUUGUACUGUUACUGUAUGGCCUCUCAGUUAAUCACCUUGGUCUACAUGUCCAGCCACCUUCAGAGCUCUGUGGAUAUGCUGUCAUAAAUUCUUCUGUUCCUGUAUACUUCAACAACAAGUACUUAUUCUUGUUGGUAUUUUGGCAUUUAUUGUAAAUUCCUUUGCCUUAUCUUCCAGGUGCAUUAUCUUAAUUCUCUGAAUGGAAUUCAGCUGGUCCCUAUUCUGCCUGACUGACCAAUCCAUUGAUAUUUCAGCCUAUUGCAGAGGACCCCCAGUGAGGUCAUUAGCUGACAUCAACACUUGAAUUCUGAGGCAGUAACGGCCACUCUGGUGCUUGGACCAAGUUGUAAUAGCUGUGUUUCCUCUGGAACAUGCCUCUGUGCCUUCAAUUAUUACUGAGGGAUGGCACCAAUUUUCAAAGGAGCCAUAAUGGGGGAAAACGUUUGGCAAGUGCUGAGUUGCAAUCUCAUAAUCAACCCAGAUUUACUACAAACCUGUUUUUGCAUCAUCAGGAAGCACGUUAGUCCAGUGCUAUAUUUAAGUCUUAAAUCAUUGUUAUAAAGUAUGAACACCAAAAGAUUCAGUGCUGAGUCAUAUGGAAUUCAGCGGAAGCCAUGUUCAGUUUCUCAAAUAUGAACCAACUCAAUACUCUUUCCUUCCUAACUUUAAGCCAGUUUUGAAUCUAAUUUACCUCUUUCCCAUGUGCUUUUGUUGUCUGUUAGUACCACCUCAUCAAAAACCUUACUAAAAUCCAAACAGGUUGCACCAAAUGGCUACCCUAACUAAUCCUCCUUGUUGCCUUCUCAACAAAUUCAACCAUGUUAGUCAGAAAUGACCUUUCCUUCACAAAUGUCUUUUAAUUUUGUCCUUCCAAAUUAAUUUAUCCUGUUCCUCAGAAUUUUUUUCAAUCGGUUUCCCACCACCAGGGUUAGGCUGAUUGACCUGUAAUAAUUCAGUUGACUCUUUCUCCCUUUUUAUGCAGAGGUACAACAUUAUCGGUCUCCUAGCACUUCGCUUGGAGCCAGAGGGUACUAGAAAUUGAAGGCAUCAGUCUCCACUAUAUCUCGUCUGGCUUCCAUAGCAGCCAGGGACACAUUACAUCUGGAUUGAUGUAUCAGUCACAAUGUUAACGUUAUUUAAACUUGACACUCCUCCCUGACUGCAUUGUGUGUGUCAUCCCUUUCUUUUGUGAAACAAAUGCAAAAUAUUGAUUAAGAAUAAUACUAACAUAUUACUUCUUUCUUAAGAGAAUGUACUAACUCUGAAUCUCACAUUUUUCUUAGUCAUCUUAUCUAACACCUUUCAAGUAAUUGUUUUCAUUCCAAUUUAACUCAAUCACUGUAGAGUAAAAUUAGCUUUAUGAAUGAGGAAAUUUUAUUUCUGAUCUUCCUUUAUUCUUUUCUGUGAGUAUCCUAAUUUUAACUCUGUUUUACUGAUAUGAUCCCCAAUUCAUACUCCUGCUAUCUAUCCAGUUUCAUUCUGUAAGACUAAGUCCAUAAACUCUCCCUCUCACUUGCUACAUGCAGCAAGUUCUACUGAAAUAGUUCUGAAUACAUUUUUUUAAAAACUUCACCCCCUGUACCUUUCACAGUAAUUCUAUCCUAGUUAAUUUUGAAAUCUUCUAUUAUUACUUCUGUUAUUUGCAAUUUUCAAAUUUGCUACAUAUUUACAACUCUGUCUCCCUCUCGAAUGUUUGCUGGUGUGGAGUGCACUCCCAUAGUAUGAUGUAUUUUCAUUCAACCCAUAUGCUCUCAUUUGAUGAUCCUUUUACCAUAUUCUUCUCUCGGUUGGUUACUUCUUGAGUCAAUUUUACGACGUUUUCCUCUUAAUCCUCUAUAUUUUAUCUGAAAACUGUAACCAGGAGUGUUGAGCUGCCACUCCUGUCUCUCUUUUAGCCAUGUCUUAAUAAAAGCUAUGAUAUCAUAUUCCUACAUUUCAAUAUGUGCUCUCCUCUCAUCUGCCUUACUCUUUGGACAUCUUGCAUUGAAAUACAUCUAUAUUUAGUAAUGUCAAGCUGCUUUGCAUACUAUUUUCUAGACUUGGUUUACUUUGCCUUUCAAACAUGCAUACAAAUCUUCUGCUUUCCAUUCCCAGCUUGUACUCUUUCCUUUCUCAAUCUGCUGUUGGGUUCCCAUCUCUCUGCUAAAUUGGUUGAAUCCCUUCCCAGCAUCACUAAUAAAAUCUUCAGUGAGGAAAUUGUUCCCAGCAUUGUUGACAUGCAGUCAGUCAGACUUGUACAGUCCCUACUCCAUCGCCCCAGAAAUCUAAAGUUGUCCUUCCUGCACCAGUUCUCUCGUCAUGUAUUCAUCAGCUCUAUAUUCUUAUUUCUGUAGUCACCAGCGCAUGCUCCCUGGAGUAAAUUGGAGAUUACUAUCUUUUGAGGUACUAUUUUCAGUUUAUUUUCCAGAAUCUUAACUCUACUUUCAAGACAAACUUUUUUCUACUUUAUCCCUAAAAUUUGUACCUAUGUAUCUUUGUGUCUAAGAUUGUGCCUGGAAUGGUGACUUUGUACAUUUUUCACUGUCCUCCAGUAUACUUGAGUACAUGUGACAAUAAAAUCUAAUCCACCCAUUUUUUUUGUCUGUCUGUCUGCCUCAUUUGUGCCAAUUUGGACUGGGACCUGUGGCUAUUCACUUAGACCGUUCAGCAGCUGCAAUCAUAGAAUCCUUAGUGUGGAAACAGGCCCUUUGCCCCAACAAGUCCACACCAAACCUCGGAGCAUCCCACCCAGACCCAACCCACCUAAUCUACACCCCUUCCCCCCCUCCCCCCCAAAAAAAAUGAGACCCUUGGCCCUGGCAGCAGGGAAGUAACAUGCCUUCCAAAAAUGACACUAGCAACCACAAGAGUGCAGAUCUGUUCACCUCCUUAUCAAAUUUGUGACCUCUUUUACUCCCUUCUCCUCUUUCCCAGUGCAGCUGAAUCAUCUGGGGUAUUGGUUGUUCCUGCACUUCACAGAUGGACCUUUACCCAUUAAUCUUAACAGUCUGAGAUUCCUGCCUUGUCCCCAUUAUCCUUCUGGAAGUCAUCUAUUCCCUCUCUUCGUGCACCUCUUAAAGCUAUAGCAUGACCACCACAUCCAGCAGUAGGCUUUCCAAACAGCUCUAAGCCUCAUGAAUCCCUCACAUUGACUCCUGCUACUGGUCAAUCUUCGAAACUUGGAGCUUGAGCUGCUGUAGCUUGUCAUUCAGGAAUUCAGACUUUCUGCCAUGUGUUUACUUAGAUUAUUGCCCAGAAAGACUUACUAGCUGCCCAUCAAAUUGACUUAUUCCUUGCUGGGGAUGCCACCAAAUCAUAAUGUAAUGGCAAUAUUAUAAAUACCAAUUACAAAGCUUGAGCAGUUUGUAUUUUUCAUCGGAGUUUACACUAAACUGAGGAUAAUUUUAAAAGUCUCUAACUUCGACUGAAUGGCACACUGCUUUGCUAUUUAUAUAAUAAACGUUACCAAUUUUGUAUGCAAGAUGUGUUCUUGUUUCAGGUAUGUAUUGGAUUGGCUAUGCUGCAUCUAUUUGUGCAUCAAAUACAGAUUGUGAAAUCAACAUACUCUUCCCUGUACUUGAAAAAUUGUGAUCUUUGGAUUAGUAUUUCAUUCAUACUUUAUUUUCGGUUUCCUUGUGACUUUGGGAUGAGUUUUCAGUUCCUGUUCCUUUUUUUUCCACAUUCAGAUUGCCACAUUAGUGAGUGUACAAGCUUGUAAUAGUUGGGCAAAUAAUGAUUUUGUACUAUUUUGUAAAUUAAUGAUUGUGAAGAACUAUUACGUUCUGCACCAAAGAAAUAACUUUUUAUUUUAAUAUGUUAAUAAGUGAUUUUUAUUACAAAGUUUAAACAGUUUUGCAUAAUUUUCAACUCUGCUUUCAGACAACCUGGUUGAGAUUUUAUUUAUACUUCUAGCUUUAAAGAUAAAAAUUCUGCCCUCAUUGUACCCAGGUUCCAAGAAUCUGCAUCAGCAGUGUUCAGGAGAUUUAUGUGCCUGCUGCAUGAGACUAUUUUCAUGAUCACAUUGCACCACUGGUCAAGAACUUUCAAUAAUGCUGGUACUUUGCUGUCCUGUGUACUCAAUCUAACUUGCUUGGAUUUUACUUCGGUCCAACAAAUCCUACUAUAUUUGUCUUUAUAAUAAGGUAUCUCUGCAAAUAUGGGUCCACAAUGUAUUUGUCAGUUCUUUUGCCAUAAUUAUUUAUUAGAGCCUAAA